Messenger RNA from Polyodon spathula (Mississippi paddlefish), 2869 nucleotides. RefSeq names its product vesicle transport through interaction with t-SNAREs homolog 1B-like. Gene Ontology annotation, molecular function: SNAP receptor activity; SNARE binding. The transcript has 6 exons. Gene Ontology annotation, cellular component: late endosome membrane; SNARE complex; ER to Golgi transport vesicle membrane. Gene Ontology annotation, biological process: macroautophagy; Golgi to vacuole transport; vesicle fusion with Golgi apparatus. Lineage: Eukaryota; Metazoa; Chordata; Actinopteri; Acipenseriformes; Polyodontidae. The record is from RefSeq and is a predicted model, not a curated record. The coding region runs from base 290 to 967 and encodes 225 amino acids.
CUGCUAUGUGUUGAACGGACAUUCUCAAUAUAGAUUAACUGCAAAAUAGAAAUUGUGCUCAAGUUUGUAAUUUCAACAGUAACCCACACAUUGGCAAACUCAAUACUGUUUAUUGUAAUGUAUACCGAAAUAUUUCGUUAUUUUCUCUUCAGGCGAAACAAAAGAUGACCAUAUGUUCAUGUGAAGGACCCCGCUCUCAAGAGAAGUCUGGAGGAUCUUGUUAUGUUUUGUGGAAGCUGCUGAACUUCCCUUAUUUAGCGAGUAAUUGUGAAUAAAAAUAUCUAUUAAAAUGUCUUCAGAGGAGUUCGAAAAGCUGCACGAGAUGUAUAAACAUAUUUACAAUGACCUGAAGUCGAUGCCGGAGAUAGCAGCAAAAUGUCGCGGAGAGGAAAAGAAGAGAGUCGUCAGAGAGUUUGAUGAAAAAAGCGGAGAAGCAGAGGAAGUGCUCAAAGGAAUGGAUGAAGAGUUGCUCUUGGCCCCGUCCUCCUUCCGUAACCCGAUGUCCACUAAGAUGCGCAUGUACAGGAGGGACUUGGGCAAGCUGCAGAGGGACAUGAAGAGCACUGACCUGGGCCUGGGGUUCGGGGCUCGGGGGGAGUCCAGAUACAGCACCUACACUGCCGAGAACGAGCGCAGCACACAGCUGCAGUCCCAGCGAGCUCUGAUCCUCCAGGGCACAGAGUCCCUGAGCCGAGCCACACAGAGUAUAGAGCGCUCACAUCGCAUAGCAGCCGAGACCGACCAGAUCGGCACAGACAUCAUCGAGGAGCUGGGGGAGCAGAGGGAGCAGCUGGACCGCACCCGAGACAGACUUGUAAAUACUGGUGAAAACCUCAGUCGGAGCCGAAGGGUCCUGCGCUCCAUGUCCAGGAGACUCAUGACAAACAAGCUACUGCUGUCUGUUAUCAUCAUCAUGGAGCUGGCCAUCUUGGGAGCAGUUGUGUACCUCAAGUUCUUCCGGAAGUGACAUCAUUUUUAGAGACUUUCCUUCCUGUGUGACAAAUCUGUGGACCUUGGAAGUAGCCAGGGAGAGUUUCUGAGCUAAAUCUGGGACCAAAGUCUGUUUAGGAGCACAGGCACAUUUGGAAGGAGCAUCUUAUGGUUUUUUGCAAACAGUUGGAAUCAUCAUGGAAGAUUUCAAACUGUAUUUUCAAACUGGAACUGAAGCAACUUUGUGCAAAAUGUAUGCUUGAAUCUUGGCAAUUCAACUCUUAAUCUUCGGCACCAGUGACAGACAUUAACUGCAGUGUCAUUGUGCUCCAUUUCAGAUCAGUGAAGACUUGUAUGGUUUUCUGUAACUGCUGUAUUUGCUGACAAAAGCGAUAGAUUCACUACUGAGAGCCAAAAGGUUGUUUAUAUCAUGAAUGUGCAUAUUGUCCUUAUUGAUAACAUAGUCUACAGAAAUAGUGAACUUGAUUAAAUGCAGUCUUGGAUUUAAAAAAAAAAAGUGUUUAUUUAGUGUGUCCAAUUAUUAUUUUACCCGAUUUUCUCCCAGUUUGGAAUUGUUUCCCCCCACAGCUCUGAAGACCUGAAGGUUCAGUGGGCAUCCUCUGAUCCCACGACCAAGCCAGCUUUCUUUUUCACCCAUUUACUCGAGAGCGGAUGUCUCUGAGCUACCGUCCUCUGGAGGGCAAAGGCCAGCCCUGCAGCUCACUAGGCGUCUGUCCAGCAGGGUUCACUGUAGAGCGAUAAGGAGGAAGUCCCUCCCGAUUUUGCUUCCCUAACCUACAGUAGUGCCAGAGCCAAUGUGACGAAGACUGGCCUACUUAGCACAGCCAGGACACGAACUUGCAUCGACUCGCCUUGCUGCUGGGCUUUUACCAGGUAUAAAAACUUUUGGUGUCCCUAGCACACUUUAAAUGCCAAGUCCCUUAAAGUGGGGUUUCCAAACUGGUGGCCUGGAAAUGAUUUCGGGGGCUGCAGCAUAUACAGAAAUAACUCUUAAAUCACCCACCUAACAAAGCAAUGUUCACCAGGCCGGAGAAGCGUUGAUUUACAUUAGGAGCUUAUUUCAAUUCUAACUUCUACAUUCCUCAUUUCCAGUGCCACUGUGAACAAGUACCAUUACACAACACAAGGCAAGCAAAAUGUCACGUAUCUGUGGAUUCAUUGAGUAGGUCCUCAGUCAGGAUGCCUAGUUUGGUGAGACCAAGAAAAUUGUGAAACCUCAGGCGUGUAUCGCAGGCAUGCUGGAAGAGCUGGGGUAGGUGGGUGUAUAUCGCAGGCACGCUGGAGUAGCUGGGAUAGGUGGGUGUGUAUCGCUGGCACGCUGGAAUAGCUGGGUGUGUAUCGCAGGCACGUGGAAUAGCUGGGGUAGGUGGGCGUGUAUCGCUGGCAUGCUGGAAUAGCUGGGGUAGGUGGGUGUGUAUCGCUGGGGUAGGUGGGAGCGUAUCGCAGGCACGCUGGGGUAGGUGGGUGUGUAUCGCAGGAACGCUGGGGUAGGUGGGUGUGCAUUGCAGGCACGAUGGGGUGGAGAGGUGUGUAUUUCAGGCACGCUGGGGUAGGUGGGCGUGUAUCACAGACACGAUGGGGUAGGUAGGUGUGUAUCGCAGGCAGGCUGGAAUUACUUCUCCGUCAGAGAAUAUACACAACAGCAGCAGAUUUUUUGCAUAGUUUAACUGAAGUGUAAAUAUUGAAUUACAGCCUUAAUCAAUUCCCCUUUUCACACAUUUAACCCAGUGAACUAGCAGAUGGAAUAAUUUGUCACGUAUGACUGAUAUUACAGAAACAAAAUAUUUUAGAUAGAUAUCGAUAUAUAGAUAAAUACAAGUAGCUGUUGAGUUAAGAUGGGAGAAAGCAGUAACAAUAAAAUUAUGGGGAAGUCAGGAUAUGCACAUUUCAGCAUUACAAGACCCAAUCAAAAGGUGUA